AUGGGAGAAUCUGACGAGCCCCCUUUAUCGCGCAGUGUCAAGUCUACAGCGAAAGCUCUAGGCUUGGGACGCAACAAGGACCCGGCUGUCCUCCCAACCCACAACACACCUCACAAUGGCAGCACUCGCAAUGCCUCGCACACGUCCCUCGCUGAGAAGCCGGACACCAGCCAGAACCACAAUGGCGCCGCGAAGUCGCCUGCCGCUGCGACACCUCAUGCUGGAUCCACAGCUGAGGGAGAGGCAUCUUCCGCCGUAGAGCCAAAGCCACCCAUGCUCACACGCAUGCGGAACGGAAUUAUUCGAUUUGGAAGACAUACCAAAAAUGCCCUCCUCCAUAGCUGGGUCAAUGCCCUGCUCAUCUUCGUGCCCAUUGGUAUCGCCGUGCACGCCGCUGGCCUGGGUCCUGAAAUUGUGUUUGCCAUGAACGCCGUUGCCAUCAUUCCGUUGGCUGGUCUUCUGGCGCACGCCACUGAGGCAGUCGCAGUACGCCUCGGAGACACCUUGGGCGCGCUGCUGAACGUCUCGUUUGGUAAUGCUGUAGAGCUCAUCUUGUUCAUCAUCUUGCUCGCCGGUGACCAGAUUGAGGUCGUACAGGCCGCACUGCUAGGAUCCAUCCUAGCCAAUCUGCUACUUAUUCUUGGCAUGGCCUUCCUCUUGGGAGGCUUGAGGUAUCAAGAGCAGGUCUACAACAGCACCGUCACACAGAUGAGUGCAUGCAUGCUGAGUUUGGCUGUCAUGAGUUUGCUGCUACCGACGGCAUUCCACGCUGCCUUCUCCAGCAAUGCUAUCGCCGACAAAGAGACGCUCCAGGUCAGCCGUGGCACCAGUGUUGUCUUGUUGCUGGUCUACGUCCUGUACUUGCUCUUCCAGCUCAAGAGCCAUUCGUACAUGUACGCUAGCACGCCUCAGCACAUUAUCGAUGAGGAGUCGCACCCCGGUGUCAUGGCCGGUGUCUUUGACUCAUCUAGCUCGGACUCGUCGUCGAGCUCCAGCAGCAGUGACACCGACAGCUCAGCUGGUUCGCAUGUCACGGCAAAGUCUAAGAUCAAGCGCGCUGUGCGCAGGAUGCGCCGCAAGUCAAGCGCAAGUUCGAAGGAGACCCCGGACCUGCCAUCAGUCAUGUCCUCGCCGUCUGUCGAACGCCACAACGACUACUUCAACUUGCAGCGCAAUGGAACUACUGGCGACGAGAACGCCGUCCAUUCUAACAACAUGUCCCGCCGCGGUUCCCUCACUGCCAUUGUCAGCGGUGAUGAAGCCGAUGUGGAUGAUUACGCACCGAUUGCUCGUGACUUCGAAGCUGGGUCAUCUGGCUCUCCUCCCACCACCAAGCGGGAGAAACGUAAGAAGAAGCACCACAAGAAGCACAACAAGCAUCGUCACGAGGACCUCGAGAAGACUGAAAUCGUUGCGGCCCCGGCGCCUCAGCCUGAUGCUGCGCCCAAGGUUGCCUUCGCCGAAGAUGUUAAACAGGGCGAAGCGGCUGCUAUCGCUGCAAAACGACCCAACUUCCGCCCGUCUUUACUCUCCGAAAAUGUCUUCCGCACUCCGCAGAACCCGGCUCCAGUCGGUGCUCCAGUUCCCAAUCUACGCGUUGCCGCAGCCCGCACUCUUCGUCGCACCAAGUCCGAACCAGAGGACAUUCGUCAACUGGAUUCUCAGAAUAGCGCCAUCUCACGCCCGACACCUGCUCGACUCAUCUCUGGUGCCCCUUCGGUUCACGCUAUUGAAGUCGAAGAGGAGGAAGUUCCUGAAAUGUCUCGUACCGCCGCCAUUAUGAUGCUUGUCAUUAGUACUGCCUUGGUCGCCGUCUGCGCCGACUUCAUGAGCGACGCCAUCGAGCCCAUGGUAGACAAGACGGGUGUUAGCCAAGCCUUCAUUGGUCUUAUCAUCCUGCCCAUCGUCGGCAACGCCGCCGAGCACGUCACUGCCGUCACAGUGGCCAUGAAAAAUAAGAUGGAUCUCUCCAUCGGUGUCGCCGUUGGCUCGUCCAUCCAGAUCGCCAUCUUCAUCACGCCGUUCAUUGUCAUUCUCGGAUGGAUUAUGGGCAAGCCGAUGACCCUGUAUUUCAACAUCUUCGAGACUGUGGCGCUGUUUGUCACGGCUUUCGUGGUUAACUUCUUGGUUCUGGAUGGACGGAGUAACUACCUGGAAGGCAGCUUGCUGAUUGCGGCGUAUGUCAUUAUUGCACUGGCUAGUUUCUUCUACCCCGAUGGCUGCGAUGCGUCGCAGAUUGGUGGUAGCGCGGAUACUUGCGGUGGAGCUACGGAGGCGGCUGUUGCGCAUGCCGCAAUGAUGGUGAAGAGAAUGGUCGGGAUGUAG
Messenger RNA from Didymosphaeria variabile, 2325 nucleotides. RefSeq lists its product as uncharacterized. NCBI's taxonomy places the organism in Eukaryota, Fungi, Ascomycota, Dothideomycetes, Pleosporales, Didymosphaeriaceae. The record is from RefSeq and is a predicted model, not a curated record. Gene Ontology annotation, molecular function: calcium:proton antiporter activity. Gene Ontology annotation, cellular component: fungal-type vacuole membrane. Gene Ontology annotation, biological process: calcium ion transmembrane transport; intracellular calcium ion homeostasis. The coding region runs from base 1 to 2325 and encodes 774 amino acids. The transcript is spliced from 2 exons.